Populus euphratica (Euphrates poplar) is the source of this 1292-nucleotide messenger RNA. RefSeq names its product caffeoylshikimate esterase-like. The record is from RefSeq and is a predicted model, not a curated record. The transcript has 9 exons. Bases 174 to 1184 code for a protein of 336 amino acids. NCBI's taxonomy places the organism in Eukaryota, Viridiplantae, Streptophyta, Magnoliopsida, Malpighiales, Salicaceae.
GGGAUCGCAAACAAAUCUCACUGUCCUCUCUCCCCAAAUAUUCCCACUUUUUUCGUUCUUCAUUUACUAGUAAUAUUCUUUUCCCCAGCAUAGAAGACUUUUCUCCGUCUGACCUGGAGCCACACAUCAGCCUCCCUCGAUAGUUUAUGGUCGUGUUUGCUUCUUAGCUUUGCAUGGAGAUGGAGUUUGAAUAUCAGGAGGGGUAUAUAAGAAGUUCAAGAGGAGUGCAGCUCUUUACAUGUAGAUUGUUGCCUUCGGAUUCCUCUUCUCCAAGAGCACUUGUUUUCCUCUGUCAUGGAUAUGGCAUGGAGUGCAGUGGUUUCAUGAGAGAAUGUGGAAUCAGGCUAGCACGUGCUGGAUAUGCUGUGUUUGGGAUUGACUACGAGGGGCAUGGACGGUCCGCUGGUUCCCGUUGUUACAUCAAGAAGUUUGAAAAUAUAGUGAACGACUGCCAAGAUUUUUUCAAGUCAGUUUGUGCUGAGGAAGAUUACAGGUACAAGGGCAGGUUCCUGUAUGGAGAGUCCAUGGGAGGGGCAGUUGCCCUGUUACUCCACAAGAAGGAACCUCUGUUCUACCAUGGCGCCGUUCUUGUUGCCCCUAUGUGCAAGAUAUCGGAGAAAUUGAAGCCACAUCCGGUAGUUGUUAAUAUAUUGACUGGUUUGGAAGGCCUUAUACCGAAGUGGAAGAUUGUUCCUACGAAAGAUGUCAUUGACUCUGCCUUCAAGGACCCACUUAAGAGAGAAAAGAUAAGGAACAACAAGCUGAUAUACCAGGACAAGCCCAGGCUUAAAACAGCCCUGGAAAUACUCAGAACUAGCAUGAGGGUCGAGGAAAGUUUAAAGCAGGUGACGCUACCAUUCGUAGUGUUGCAUGGUGACGGAGAUAAAGUGACAGACCCUGAAAUAAGCAAGGCCUUGUACGACCGAGCGAGCAGCGAAGACAAGACCAUGAAAAUGUACCCCGGAAUGUGGCAUGCUUUGACAGCGGAAACGGGAGAGACUGACGAAAACGUUGCUGUCGUAUUUGCCGAUAUCAUAGCUUGGCUUGACGAGCACACUGCCGAGGGAACUCUUCUUGUCGAACCAUUGCAUGAGACUUUCAAUGUUGGCAUAGAAAAACUUCCAUCUCCUCCACCUACGACUGAGAAACAAUCACAUCGUUUCUAUCUCUGUGGAUUUAAGUAACCAAGCACGCUUCAUUCAGCCAUGUAGCUCCUUUCAUGACUGUUGUUCAAGAGCUAGAUGUUCUCAUAUGACCUAACAUGUGAAAAUUAUGUUCAUAGAUGAAAGAAG